Messenger RNA from Equus caballus (horse), 4841 nucleotides. Lineage: Eukaryota; Metazoa; Chordata; Mammalia; Perissodactyla; Equidae. The record is from RefSeq and is a predicted model, not a curated record.
ACUGGAAGAGAUGUCAGAAGAUUCAGAAAAGGAAGACUAUUCAGACAGAACAAUCAGUGAUGAAGAUGAAUCAGAUGCAGAUACCUUCAUGAAAUUUGUAAGUGAAGAUAUCCACCAGUGUGCACUUUUAACAGAUACUGUUGGAAUAUCAGCUAGGGAGAUGGGUGCCACGUCUUCGUGAACCACGAGAUUUAUAUGGUGUCUCUUCUUCUGGUCCGCUGAGCCCAACACGGUGGCCACACAACUGUGAGGUCAUUGAUGAAAAAGUCCAGCAUAUUGCCAUCCUAACAGGUGUGAGAUGAUAUGUCACUGUGGCUUUGAUUUACAUUUCCCUGAAGAUUAGUGAUGUUGAUGGUACAAUCCCAAUCAAAAUCCCAAUGGCAUUUUUUACAGAACAACUCUAAAAUUCAGCUGGAACCACAAAAGGCCACAAAUAGGCAAAUCAAUCUUGAGAAAGAAGAACAAAGUUGGACACAUCACACUUUUUUAUUUCUAAAUAUAUUACAAAGAUACAGCAAUCAAAGUAUAGGACUGGUAUAAAGACAGAAAUAUAGGCCAAUGGAACAGAAUAGAGAGCUCAGAAAUAAAUCCACGCAUAUACGGUCAACUGACUUUGACUAGAGUGCCAAGAAUAUACAAUGUGGAAAGGAUAGUCUCUUCAACAAAUGUUGAGAAAAUUAGAUAUCUACCUGCAAAAGAAUGAAAUUGAACCCUUAUCUUACACCUUACCAAACAAUCAACUCAAAAUGCGUUAAAGACUUAAACAUAAGACUUGAAACUGUAAAACUCCUAGAAGAAAACAUAGGGGAAAAGCUUCAUAACAUUUUUCUUGGCAAUGAUAUCAUGGAUAUGAUACCAAAAGCACAAGCAACAAAAGCAAAAAUAGACACAUGGGACUACAUCAAACUAAAAAGCUUCUGCAUAGGAAAAGAAACAGUCAACACUGUGAAAAGACAACUUAUGGAAUGGGAAAAAUAUUUGUAAGCCAUAUAUCUGAUAAGGGGUUAAUCUCGAAAAUGUGUAAGGAAUUUCCACAACUCGAAAGGAAAAAACUAAUAGCUAGAUUAAAAAAUGGACUAAGGACUUGAAUAGACAUUUCUCUAAAGAAGACAUACAAAUGGCCAACAGGUAUAUUUGUUGACUUUUCAUAUAAACUGUCUAAUAAAAUCCUUUGCCCGUUUUGUUGUUGGUUGUACUUUGUGGUUUCUUCUUGAUCUGUAAGUGCUCUCUGUAUAUUCAGGAGCUUGGCUUACUAUGUAAUAUAUGUUGCAUGCUUUUUUUCCUCAGUUUGUCAUUUACCUUUUAUCUUUGUCAUGCAGAAAUUUUUAAUUUUUAUGUAAUCACUUUGUCUAUUGUUUUUCUGUGGCUUCUGGGUUUUGAAAUUUCCAUGUUUCUCUUAACGCUUUUCAAGUUGUAUUUUCUGUGAUUAAAUUUUUUAUCCAUCAGGAAUUCAUUUUGAUGCAAGAAGUGAGCUCUGAAUCCAGUUCUGUUAACUGUCUAUCCAGUUGUUCCAUCAAAAUUAUUAAAUUAUUUUUUGUCUACUGAUUGAAAAUGCCACAAUUAUUAUAUACUAAACUCCUAAGUCUCAUUUUGAAUUCUGCUCCAUUAACCUGUCUAUUUGUAUAUGACUUGAAAACUGUUAUUACUAUAGCCUUAAAACUAUAAAUUUUGUCAUAUGGUAAACAGACCCCCCCCAUCAUCUUUUUUCUUUUAAUUUUCCAAUUUCUUGGCUACUUUUGCCUAACUGUAUUUCAAUAUGGAAUUUAAAAUAAGUUUUUCUACUUGUCCCAAAAUUAAUGCUGGUAACUUUAUUGUGAUCACAUUACAUUUAUAGAUUAAUUUAAGGAAGACUGACAUCUUUACAAUAUUGCGUCUUCCUAUCCAAGAACAAGCCAUAAGGGAUCCAGCCUAAGGAGGACCUCAAAGUAGAGGAUGACAAAGUGGAGAGACAAAGAAACUGUGCCUUAGAUGACCAUGAGCCACUGAUUGUACCAGACCUUGAAUCCACUCUGCUUCUGGAUUUCUAGACAUAUUGGACUCCUUUUUAUCCUGAGCCAGUGUACAUCCCAACAGGCCUGGAGACUGAACCAGUUUAUCCAAACUCCAAGGAAGAUACUGUGGUUUAUCUGGCUGAAGAUGCUUACAAAGAGCCUUGUUUUGUGUAUUCCCGAGUUGGGGGCAACCGAACACCCUUGAAGCAGCCUGUGGAUAACUGUGACAAUACUUUGAUGUUUGAAGCAAGGUUUGAGAGUGGUAAUCUACAGAAGGUAGUCAAAGUGGCAGAAUAUGAAUACCAGUUGACGGUGCGCCCUGACCUCUUCACAAAUAAACACACCCAGUGGUACUAUUUCCAAGUCACUAAUACCCAAGCAGGAAUAGUCUACAGAUUCACCAUUAUCAAUUUCACCAAGCCUGCUAGUCUUUACAAUAGGGGUAUGCGCCCACUGUUUUAUUCUGAAAAAGAGGCCAAGUCUCAUAAUAUUGGCUGGAAGAGAAUAGGAGACCAAAUCAAGUAUUAUAGGAACAAUCAGGGGCAAGAUGGGCGCCAUUAUUUCUCUCUGACAUGGACAUUUCAAUUUCCACACAACAAAGAUACCUGCUACUUUGCUCACUGCUAUCCAUACACAUACACCAACCUGCAAGAAUACCUUUCUAGCAUUAAUAAUGACCCAGUACGCUCAAAGUUUUGUAAAAUACGUGUCUUGUGCCACACGAUUGCUAGGAAUAUGGUGUAUGUUUUAACGAUCACUACACCCUUGAAGAACGACUCAAGAAAGCGAAAGGCCGUAAUUUUGACUGCAAGGGUACAUCCAGGAGAAACCAACAGCUCUUGGAUCAUGAAAGGCUUCCUAGAUUAUAUUUUAGGAGACUCAAGUGAUGCGGAGUUGCUUCGGGACACUUUCAUCUUCAAGGUGGUACCCAUGCUGAAUCCAGAUGGUGUGAUUGUGGGAAAUUAUCGGUGUUCCUUAGCUGGACGGGAUUUAAACCGUAACUAUACAUCUGUCCUAAAGGAAUCAUUUCCUUCUGUUUGGCAUACCCGGAACAUGAUCCGUAGAUUGAUGGAGAAACGAGAGGUUAUUUUAUAUUGUGACCUUCAUGGCCAUAGUAGGAAAGAGAACAUCUUCAUGUAUGGCUGUGAUGGUAGGGAUAGAUGUAAGGCAGUAUACUUACAGCAACGAAUCUUUCCACUUAUGCUGAGCAAAAAUUGUCCAGAUAAAUUUUCAUUCUCAGCUUGCAAGUUUAAAGUUCAGAAGAGCAAAGAGGGAACGGGAAGAGUGGUAAUGUGGAAAAUGGGAAUCAGGAACAGCUUUACCAUGGAGGUCACUUUUUGUGGCUCUACUUUGGGUAAUAAACGAGGCACUCAUUUCAACACAAAAGACUUGGAGUCAAUGGGAUAUCAUUUUUGUGAUUCUCUCUUGGACUAUUGUGAUCCAGACCAAACCAAGUAUUAUCAGUGCCUGAAAGAAUUAGAAGAAAUGGAAAAACGUAUAAACUUGGAAAAAGUCCUUGAAGAUUCAGAUGCUUCUCUGAAAGAAAUUACAUUGGAGCUAGAGUCUAGCAGCCGAGGCUCUGACAGUUCAGAAUCCAGUGACUCUCAGACUUAUCUUCUCAAGUUAACUUCUCAGAUAGAAACCAAGAAAAAACAUCUCAAAACAAAGAAGGAAAGAAAUUCUACCAUAGUAAGCCAUCAAAAUACCAGAAAAGAGCAAGAGUUACGAGACUGCUCUGUCAGCACAGUGAUUGACGGACACAGCAGGGUAGCAGAUCUGUUGUCUGGAGCUGGGUGGUCACAGGUUUGUAAUAAAGGACAUUUAGUGCAAAGACAUAAAGAAUCAAAUUCUGAUGUGAAAGAUACGAGGACAAAUGUAUCAGAUGAUUGUAUAUUUGAAUACUUCAGAAGACAAUUCCCUAAUAAAGCUUUGGAUAUGUGCCACAACUUAAGAAGCAAAAUGAAAGAAUGUACAUCUUUACAAAGAAAAAAGACUGGAGUAAAUUGGACAGAUGAUGAAAAAAGAAUCUACAGGGAUAAAAGAAUAGCUCAAACUCAAGAAAUAUUGCAGUAUUUGCUCCCUAUUGUGGAAAGGACUAAACCCGUGCAAACCACUGAGAUAAAACAGAUAUCCAAUCCAAGAACCAACUUCCAAAUCCAACAUAAACUAAAGCCAGCUACUUACAUAAAUAUAAAGAAAUACAGCACAUCCUGGACACCACCCAGAAAUCCCCCUUUUAUAAGCCAGAGGAAUCUUAUGGUAAGCUCUUCAGAAAGCCUCCAGCCUGUGUCCCAGAGGUCAUUUGAAAGUUUAUCACCUCUCAAAGAGCCCAAGAAAAGGAAAAAACAUCCUCGAAUCAAGGCCACGAAGACUAAAGACAUGAAACCUGUCAGCAGCAAAUGGGAGAUUAUUCCAAGUUUUGAGAAGGAUGCAAAUAUUAUCGAAGACAAGAGUCUUCAAGCUGAAGCAUCCAACCAGCCAAGUUCUAUGCAAAGAGCCCACCAUUUAAGUAAAAAUAAGGAGUAGCAACCAAAUAAGAAUGAUGGCCAACCUACCUUCCAUUUGACAUUCCAAAGGGACAAAUAAUCUAGCUUUAUGCUGCUCUGAAAACUGUGGGUGAAAGCUAACAUAUGCUUACAUAGUAAAAAGAAAAAGAAAGCCCUCCAGAUCCCUCUAUCGCUCUUCCUCCCCGACACAUGCAUAUGUGUGCACUGAACUACAAAUCCUGAGUACCCCAGCUUCUUCAGUGGGAAUAUCUUUCAGAGAUUUAAAAAGAAAUCCAGACACAACAUAGAAAAUUUUAAAUCAUUUAGAUACUUAUAUUUAAUUCUUGCCAAGAUGAAAAAAAAA